AUGGCAAUGGAACCUCACGAGAUUGUGAGACCUAUUCCAACACGGCCGGUUGUGCAGACAAUUCCUAUUCGGAUGCCACGGCCUAACUCAAUGGAAUCUGUCAUGCGGCGUAUCAUGAGAGACGAUAUACAGAUGGAGCCCCAACAAAUUGCGAUACCAACUUCACUUCCUUAUUGGGAACCACCUCCACAUCUCAACGUAUUGUUUUCUAAUAUACAAAACGAGUGCCAACAAAUUCCAAUCCCGCCGAUCGUGGAACCGAUUCCUUAUGUGGAACCACCUUCAUUAUCAUCUCUCAUUCAGAAUGUUCUAGGACGAGACGAAUUCUAUAAUGCACUAUUCCCCCAGAUACCAAUUGCACCACUUCUACAGCCAAACCCCAUCAUCCAGUCAGGAAACCAGGAAGAGCUCCCUUCGAAUACAUCCCCACCACCAACCACUGAACCUGACUCAAACCCCCUGGAGUCAUACCCAAUUCAGGAGAUUCUUUUCCGGUAUGCUGAUGGGUUGAGCAAAGCGAAUCUCCGACUUGUCAAUCGUGCAUUUCACCAGAUCGCAAACAGAUCGCCGCUUGGAAUCACCAAAAUCAAAGUAAUCGAACACGAACUGAAAAUCGAGCUCGAUGUUUUUGAUGGGGAAUGGAUCCGCAAGGAUUUUAGUAAAGUCAAAGAUUUCAUGUCGGAAUUCCUCUGA
Caenorhabditis remanei is the source of this 693-nucleotide messenger RNA. RefSeq lists its product as uncharacterized. The transcript is spliced from 6 exons. The record is from RefSeq and is a predicted model, not a curated record. Bases 1 to 693 code for a protein of 230 amino acids. NCBI's taxonomy places the organism in Eukaryota, Metazoa, Nematoda, Chromadorea, Rhabditida, Rhabditidae.